AUGUUUUUAUAUGUUGACUUGAUCUUAAUUUUAUUCUUUUCCUCCUUUUUCUUGUCAGAGUCUUCUUCUGUUCUCUCAUCAUGCAGGUUAAGAAGACAGUUUUAUCUCAAUGGGAUUCACAAGCCUGGUGAUGUGAUGUUAGGUGGGUUGUUUGAAGUCCAUUACACCUCCAUUUUCCCUGAGCUAACAUUCACCUCAGAGCCAAGUAAGCUCAGCUGCCAGGGCUUUGACCCUCCAGGGUUCAGGCAUGCAAUGACCAUGGCUUUCGCCAUUGAUGAGAUCAACAGAAACUCCAACCUGCUGCCUAAUGUGACUCUGGGAUACAGUCUGUAUGACAACUGUGCUACACUUGUAAUCGGAUUCAGUGCUGCGUUGUCUUUGGUCAGUGGUCGAGAGGAGCAGUUUCUGCUUCUAGAGAACUGUUCAGGGACCUCUCCAGUUCUGGGGAUCGUGGGUGAUUCCUUCUCCACAUUUUCUAUUGCCACCUCUGAUGUAAUAGGUUUAUUCAACCUGCCCAUUGUGAGUUAUUUUGCCACAUGUUCUUGCCUGAGUGACCGUCACAGGUUUCCAUCCUUCUUUAGAACCAUCCCAAGUGAUGCUUUCCAGGUGCACGCCAUGAUUCAGAUUCUAAAGCACUUUGGCUGGACGUGGGCAGGUCUGUUGAUCAGUGAUGAUGAUUAUGGACACCACGCUGCCCAGUCCUUUCAAACUGAGUUGGUUCAGUCUGGUGGAGGUUGUCUGGCGUACACAGAGAUUUUGCCCUGGGGUGAAAACACAGCUGAACUAUGGAGGAUUGUACAAAUGAUGAAGAAAUCCACAGCUCGUGUGGUUAUCGUGUUUGCACAUCAGAUUACCAUGAUUCAGCUAAUGGAAGAGGUGGUGAGGCAGAAUGUAACAGGCCUGCAGUGGAUGGCUAGUGAGGCCUGGACAACAGCAGCGGUGCUCCAAACUCCCCACCUCAUGCCGUAUCUGGGUGGCACACUGGGCAUUGCAAUCCGUCGAGGAGAAAUCCCAGGACUCAGGGAUUUUCUGCUAAGAACACAUCCUGACCUAUAUGACAACAAUAACCAUGGAAAUAGCAUGGUAAGGAUGUUUUGGGAACACACAUUUCAGUGCAGAUUCCCUCCACCUCCAGCAGGUUGGGUGGAAAGUGGAGGAGCAAUAUGCACUGGAGAAGAAGUUCUAGAGAGUGUGGAGACAGAGUUUUUGGAUGUUUCCAACCUCAGGCCUGAGUACAAUAUUUACAAGGCUGUGUAUGCUCUGGCAUACGCCCUUGAUGACAUGCUGCAGUGCACACCAGGGAGAGGGCCAUUCAGUGGAAACAGCUGUACCACUUUACAAACAAUGGAGCCCUGGAAGUUUUUGCAUUACUUGGAAAAGGUCAACUUCACCACAUCCUUUGGUGAUCAGGUGUCAUUUGAUGAGAAUGGUGAUGCCUUACCAAUCUACGAUGUCAUGAACUGGCUGUGGAUCCCUGAUGGACGAACUAAAGUUCAGAAUGUGGGAGUUGUUAAAAAGACCACCUUGACAGGUGAAGAACUCACACUUGAUGAAGACAAAAUCUUCUGGAACUUUGACUCCAAACAGCCACCACGGUCUGUGUGCAGUGAGAGCUGCCCUCCAGGUACCCGCAUGGCCAGAAAAAAUGGGCAACCUGUGUGCUGCUUUGACUGUGUCCUUUGUUCUGAAGGAAAGUUCAGCAAUAAGCCAGACUCGGUGGAGUGCACCAGUUGUCCAGAGGAUUUUGCAUCCAGUCCCCAGCGUGACCACUGUGUUCCUAAGAAAAUAGAGUUCCUCUCCUACCAUGAGCCUCUGGGUAUCUGCCUGACAAGUACCUCAUUAUUGGGCACAUUUAUCUGUGCUGUUGUCCUGGGUAUUUUCAUCCAUCAUCGCAGCACACCUGUGGUACGCGCCAACAACUCAGAACUGAGCUUUCUGAUUUUGAUGUCACUUAAACUAUGCUUCCUGUGUUCACUGCUGUUCAUUGGACGACCCAGACUGUGGACAUGUCAAAUGAGACAUGCAGCCUUUGGGAUCAGCUUUGUGCUUUGUGUGUCGUGCAUCCUGGUGAAAACCAUGGUGGUUCUGGCUGUUUUCAAGGCCUCCAAGCCAGGAGGUGGAGCCAGUCUCAAGUGGUUUGGUGCUGUGCAGCAGAGAGGAACAGUUUUGCUUCUUACCUGCAUUCAGGCAGCCAUCUGUGUUGUGUGGAUUGUCUCGGCAUCGCCACUGCCUCACAAAAACACUCAGUAUCACAGUGACAAGAUAGUUUAUGAGUGUGUAGUUGGUUCCACUGUGGGUUUUGCUGUGUUAUUGGGUUAUAUUGGAUUACUGGCCAUCCUCAGCUUCCUGUUAGCAUUUCUGGCCAGGAAUCUUCCAGACAACUUCAAUGAGGCCAAACUCAUCACUUUCAGCAUGCUGAUCUUCUGUGCUGUGUGGGUGGCCUUUGUUCCUGCUUAUGUCAACUCCCCAGGUAAAUAUGCAGAUGCAGUGGAAGUUUUUGCCAUCCUGGCAUCCAGUUUUGGCCUCCUGGUGGCACUGUUCGGACCCAAAUGUUACAUAAUCCUGCUGAGACCAGAGAGGAACACAAAGAAAGCAAUCAUGGGUCGAGCCACCUCUAAAUCAUAAAGUAGCAGUAACAGUUAAAUGGUCAACGUUGUUUGAAUUAUUUCAGUUGAGAUCUGUCCAUUAAUCAGUGUACAACAAUAGGUUACCCUCUUCUCAACUUUUAAAAGGUCUGUCUACAAAGAAUACAUCUGGCAGUCAGUAAAAAACAAUAAAGAAAUGUUUGCGU
Messenger RNA from Amphiprion ocellaris (clown anemonefish), 2791 nucleotides. Its product is annotated as extracellular calcium-sensing receptor-like. Gene Ontology annotation, molecular function: G protein-coupled receptor activity. The coding region runs from base 1 to 2625 and encodes 874 amino acids. Lineage: Eukaryota; Metazoa; Chordata; Actinopteri; Pomacentridae. Gene Ontology annotation, cellular component: membrane. The record is from RefSeq and is a predicted model, not a curated record. Gene Ontology annotation, biological process: G protein-coupled receptor signaling pathway. The transcript has 9 exons.